This is a messenger RNA of Notechis scutatus (mainland tiger snake), 984 nucleotides long. Lineage: Eukaryota; Metazoa; Chordata; Lepidosauria; Squamata; Elapidae. The record is from RefSeq and is a predicted model, not a curated record.
CAUUUUGCACUGGAUGCUCAAGAAUAUCUUAGGAUGUUUGAUAGCCAAUGAUUCCUUUGCUGCUUUGUUUCCACUCCUAGACCCUUUCAUAGCCAUGUCUUCAUCUCCUGGAAUCUCAGUUCUUUGUAGUGGUGGAUCAACAGCAGCUGAGCUUCCAAUGCAGGAUUUGGUAUCAUUUGAGGAUGUAGCUGUGUUUUUCUCUGUGGAGGAGUGGGCCCUGCUGGAUUCUGAGCAAAAAGCCCUGUACCAAGAAGUCAUGCUGGAAAACAAGAGGAACAUGGCCUCAUUAGGACAAAAUACUGUCCUUUUCCAUCAACUCUUUCUUAGGCUAGAAGUGUCUUCCCAAGGAAAGCGACCAAGCUCUACUCCGGCUCAACAUGGAGGUGACGGAUGGGAGAUGGAGGAUUCUGGCCAAGAGGUAGCAGCACCUUUGCCAAAAGACAAAAAGGAAGUUGCAGAAAAAAAGAAGAGGUUGCAUCAACUCAGGGAGGGUAGAACAAGGAUUACUCAGAGCAAGGAACCGAAUAGGACCCAUACAGGGGAAAAGCCAUAUCACUGCAUGGUGUGUGGAAAGAGAUUCAGGCAAAAAGGUCAUCUUAAAUCACACAAGAGCAUCCACAAAGGAGAAAAACCAUUUCAAUGCAUGGAGUGUGGAAAGAGCUUCAAUGCAAAAAUUAGCUAUAUCAUACAUAGCAGAAUCCACACGGGGGAGAAACCCUUUCAAUGCCUGCAGUGCGGAAAGAGCUUCAGUCAAAAAGGUAAUCUUAAGUCACAUGAGAGGAUCCACACGGGAGAAAAACCAUUUCAAUGCAUGGAGUGUGGAAAGAGCUUCCGUCGCUCUGAAUACCUUACUGACCAUCACAGAAUCCACACAGGGGAGAAACCCUUUCAAUGCCUGCAAUGUGGAAAGCGCUUUUCCCGUUCUGAUAACUUUCGUGUCCAUAAACGGACGCACGCAGGGGAGAAACCGUACAAAUGCCUGGA